GAAGACAGCGGUGGUGGAGACGACAGCAGCGGUGAGAGCGGCGCCGAGAGGUUUUACGGGGCGCGGGUACAACGAAGGGGGAGCACAAAGAAGGUCGAAGAAAGCACCAUGCUGAUUCGUCAAGCUGUGAAUUCUACCCGCGAAACUCCACUCAAAAGCAAACUUGCUGAAGGAGAAGAAAAGCCAGAACCAGAUGUAAGUUCAGAGGAAUCUAUCUCCACUGUAGAAGAACAAGAAAAUGAAACUCCGCCUGCUACAUCUAAUGAGACAGAACAGCCCAAGGGAGAACCUGAGAUUGAAGAGAAGGAAGAAAAUAAGUCUUCUGAAGAAACCAAAAAGGAGGAGAAAGAUCAGUCUAAGGAAAAGGAGAAGAAAGUGAAAAAAACGAUACCUUCUUGGGCUACUCUUGCUGCCAGCCAGCUAGCCAGGGCCCAGAAACAAACAACGAUGGCUUCCUCACCACGUCCCAAGAUGAAUGUAAUUCUAACUGAGGCUAUUAAGGCAUGCUUCCAGAAGAGUGGUGCAUCAGUGGUUGCUAUUCGAAAAUAUAUAAUCCAUAAGUAUCUUUCUUUGGAGUUGGAGGGAAGGGGUUAUCUCCUUAAACAAGCACUAAAAAGAGAAUUAAAUAGAGGGGUCAUCAAACAGGUAAGAAAAGGUGCAUCUGGAACCUUCGUUGUGGUCCAGAAAGCAAGUAAAACAUCUCAGAAAUCCAGAAACAGAAAGAAGAGGAGCCCUGCAGUGGAUCCAGAACCACAAGUGAAACUGGAGGAUAUCCUCCCACUGGCCUUUAUUCGCCUUUGUGAACCUAAAGAAGCUUCCUAUAGUCUUAUCAGGAAAUACGUGUUUCAGUAUUACCCUAAGCUUAGGGUGGACAUUAGGCCUCAGCUGUUGAAGAAUGCUCUGCAGAGAGCAGUAGACAGAGGCCAGUUAGAACAAAUAACUGGCAAAGGUGCAUCUGGGACAUUCCAGCUGAAGAAAUCAGGGGAGAAACCCCUGCUUGGUGGAAGCCCAAUGGAAUAUGCAAUCUUGUCUGCCAUUGCUACCAUGAAUGAGCCGAAAACCUGCUCCAUCACUGCUCUGAAGAAGUAUGUCCUGGAGAACCACCCAGGGACCAAUUCUAAUUACCAAAUGUAUUUGCUGAAGAAAACUCAGCAGAAAUGUGAGAAGAAUGGGUGGAUGGAGCAGAUCUCUGGUAAAGGAUUCAGUGGCACCUUCCAACUCUGUUUUCCUUAUUACCCAAGCCCAGGAAUUCUAUUUCCAAAGAAAGAGCCAGAUGAUUCUAAAGAUGAGGAUGAGGAUGAGGAUGAAGAUGAAGAUGAGUCAUCAGAAGACUCUGAGGAUGAAGAACCAUCUCCUAAGAGAAGGUUGCAAAAGAAAACUCCAGCCAAGUCCCGAAGGAAAGUAGCACCCAUGAAGCAGAGAGGGUCAAAGCCUGCACCUAAAGUCCCAGCUUCCCAGCGAGGGAAAGUUAGACCCCUGCCCAAGAAAGUCCCUCCUCCUAAGGCCAAAAUUCCUGCCAAGAAAGGCAGGCUCUCAGCCUCAGUCAUCAAGAAACGUAGUGGUAGCUCCUCAAAGAAGCCAGCAGCCAGUGUGGUGAGAAAGGAAGUAAAAUUACCUAGCAAGGGUAAAUCCACCAUGAAGAAGUCCUUCAAAACAAAAAAGUAAAUUUUAUAGCAAGAAAAGGUAUCAUGAUAAAGUUCAAAAUCUUAUUUUAUAAGGUCAGUGUGCAUUUGUUUUUAGUUUUGAUGCUUAUAAAAUUUCUUUUUCCUCCCAUAUGAACAUUGCAGGGAGGGAAUAUAACAAACCAAUUUAGGCAUUUGUUAGCUUUAGGUGCUGUUUUUGGUGCCUACCCCUUCCCCAAUCAUAUUAAUUUCUGCCAUAAUCUGGGACUCUCCUGAACUAUAUAAUCUUUUUGUCCCUCCUACCCAACCUCUUUUUUUUUAAUGGUAAUAAGCUUUGGUGCCUCUCUCCUCCUCUGGCUCUUGCUAUUCCCCAUCUUAUAAAAGUUACUUCGCUAACCCUCUCUCUCCAACUAUGAACAGAGACAACUUAGCUUUGGAAAUAACCUGAAAAUACUGUGAUCACAUUUGUUUCUGAAGAUGCACAACUGCUUUGGGCCUCUUCACAUUGACAAAGUUACAGGAAUUAUUCUCUGGCCCAGAGCAUUGCAUUCCCUUCACAGCAAGCACAAGAACUCUCUACUACUUGGUUCUGACUGCAGGGGAAAUACAAGAAUAUUGUGAAUCCAGUUUCCAGUGUCACCUCUGUUACCAAAAAUCAAAAAAACAAAACCUUCUUGAUCAGAUGUUUAAAUAUAUUUUUUAGUAUUUGAA
Cavia porcellus (domestic guinea pig) is the source of this 2333-nucleotide messenger RNA. RefSeq names its product heterochromatin protein 1-binding protein 3-like. Gene Ontology annotation, molecular function: DNA binding; nucleosome binding. Gene Ontology annotation, cellular component: nucleosome; chromosome; nucleus. Gene Ontology annotation, biological process: nucleosome assembly; heterochromatin organization. The record is from RefSeq and is a predicted model, not a curated record. Lineage: Eukaryota; Metazoa; Chordata; Mammalia; Rodentia; Caviidae.